This is a messenger RNA of Symbiodinium necroappetens, 1275 nucleotides long. Lineage: Eukaryota; Dinophyceae; Suessiales; Symbiodiniaceae. The record is from the annotation of a GenBank genome assembly.
AUGGCGUCGCUUAUUGCAGGAACAUGGUCCUGGAUCUCAUCCUCUGCGGAAGUCAUCUCCAAAGCCCGGGGGAUGACAGCCGGAAUCCACCGGUUGCUGCAACCAGACUUCGUGGAUUUGAGCGACGCGGACCGGCGCCGGCUGCUAGGCCUGCAGAGACGGGUCCAUGCCAUGGUGCAGCCUCUCAACUUCCUGCUGCUCUGGUCAAAGCAUCGCGACUGUCGGAUACAGCAGGUGGUGCUCGGCGCUCAAGAGCUGCUCUUUGACAUCUAUUCCUUUAUUGAGUGCUUCGCCAGCGAUGAAAGCCCCAGGGGCAGCCAGACUGGACCGAAGCGUCGGGGCAGCAGCAGCAGCAGCAGCCUGACAAAGUCAGAGCAAUUGGAUUUCUUUCUUCGUGAGUUGGACUUCACCUGCAUGUCGGUGAACAUGGCAAUUUGCAUGGAGGGAGCGACACCCUCAACGGGGUGUCUUGGCGAUGUGUCUCCGCUUGCUCUGCUUCGUGCUCAUCGGCGCAUCAAGGAAAUGCAGGGUCGCAGCGGCCAUUUGUGCACUCUCACGGGUUGUCUCUACCAAGACCUGGAUGGGGGUUUAGAGACAGACCGUGACGUUGCAUGUCGAGCUGAAGAAUGGCGGAAUCACUGGACCCCGGCACUGUCUCUUGCCACUUUCAAGGUGGUCGCAAAGCUUGCUUCGGAGAGGAGGUACCACCUCGAGGUGGAGAGCCGACUGCCACUAAGUCAGGGUGAUUUGCCGUUUGUGCGCCCGAGUGAUGAGGAGACGGCUUUGGCUGUGGGUUUGAAUUCUUUUACGCGAAUGGAGUUUCCAAUUCGUACAGCCUGUCGUGCCACCCUUCUCACGACGGGUCAUCUACGCCUCGCUACGGCAUCGCCAAGCGGUCCAAAAGACACGCUCGUGGAUUCCUUGGCCUUAGUUUGGGACCAAGAAGGUGACUUGGGGGAGCAGCGAGAUAGAUCACAGCCAAAGAAGGGUCGACGAUUUGCGUUUGUGUUCGAUGGGCGAAAUUCUGGCGGCGAUCGUGAGGCUUCAGGCAUUGUGCCGGAGCUUGCCAUAACACCUUUGGAUGCCAUCUAUCUGGCACGUCUUUGCGCUGUGGAUGCUGAUGCUGAGUUUGCAGCUCUGCACAAACCAUGCCGUGAACGGCGCGACGAAUUCCGAGGUGUGGGCAGUUCCGGCAGCAUGACUGCGACAGGAAUGGACGUAUCGGCUGCCAGACUCAUACUACGCGAUGCAGUUUCACCGACACGCGGCUCAUAG